AUGAUGGCAGCGCACUACGGUGGUGUACCACCAGGGCCCUACGGCUAUGCAGCUAUGUAUGCUGCACCUCACCCUGGCAUGGCCCAAGGCGCUGCAGGGGCAGUGGCCCCAUCCCCUUACGGUUACCCACCUCCUCAAUCGGCGGACGGCUCUGAGGUGCCAGCAGCAGCAGCAGCGAUGAUGGGAAUGACCCCGAUGGGCCCCAUGGCCAUGCCAGCAGCACAGGGCUACCCCGGCAUGCCCAUGGACUACUCCCAUGAUGCCAUGGCUGCUGCUGCCGCUGCCGCCGCCGCCGCCAGUGCUGCCGGCGGGGCUGCUGCUGCUGGGUCGGCCCCACCAGCAGCUGCCGCGGCGCCUGCUGCGCCUGCUGCCCAAGCUGCCCCUUCGAAGCGCAAAAGGUCGUCUCAGCAGUCACAUGGUCAAGAUGGCGCUCUUGCUACCACUGGAGGGACGAGCCUCGCCCAUCCGCACACCCAGGCGGCACCAGGCUCGGGCCAAGCCUUGGCCCUGGCCUCAGGCUCGGCGGGAGAGUACACGUCCAUGCCUUCAAGCCCAUCCGAAGGCCCCUCUGCUUCGGCAGCAGCUGCGGCUGCUGCUGCUGCGGGUGCUGGUGGGGGCGGUCAUGCUGCUGCUGGGGGAGCAAGAGGGGGCGUGGGUGGCGGAAUGGCGUAUAACCCCAUGGGUGCGUCUGCUGCGGAUAUGUGGACUGGCGCUGCUGCUCCUGCUGCUGUGGUGCCGCCUCCCUCCCUGGGGCAGGGCGUUGGGGGGAAGCUGGGGGCACGAGCGGUAGGGGCGCGGGCAGGAGGGGAUGGGGGCGACGUGGGAGGGAGUCUGAUGUACCAGGUGCCGUUUCGCGGGGACGAGAGGGAGGUGAAGAGGCAGAGGCGGAAGCAGAGCAACAGGGAGAGCGCGAGGCGGUCGCGGCUGAGGAAGCAGGCAGAGUGUGACGAGCUCAUAGCGCGGCAGACCGCCGUGCAGAUGGAGAACAUGGGGCUAGCCGCGGUAUGUACCCCCUUUGCCUCUCUCCUCUUACCUCCUAGUCCCCUCUUCCUGCCAUGCUGUGACGAGCUCAUAGCGCGGCAGACCGCCGUGCAGAUGGAAAGCAUGGGGCUAGCCGCAGCAUGUAUGUACCCACUUCCCUCUCCCCUCUUCCCUCCUCCCUCUCCCCCCUCCCCUCUCCCUCAUUGCUGCUCGCCACGCGAAGCAGAGAGACCAUCUGAACGCCAUGAGCUAGCAAAGGUGCGGGAGCAGUACGCCUCCCUGUGUGCUCAGAACGCCCAGCUCCGAACCAUGCUUCAAGAAUCGGGCAUAGACCCAUCAGCAGAAGGAGCGGCCUUCCCACCAGCAUCGUACAACCCGGUGCACAAGUAUCAGCUAACCUCCGUACCGCCCAGUACCGCUCAUGCACCACCACCACCGCACGAGCCUUCAACUGCCCCUCCCCCUGCUCAUCCUCCCCCCUCUUCAUCAGCACUUGAACCCCUACAACCCGCCUCUACUGCCCUUCUCCCUGCUCCUCCCUCUGCACCUCAUUCUGCCUCUGUUGCUGCUCCUUACCUGCCUGAGAAACCCGAGCCUGCACCCCUUCCUGCUCUGGGGCUCCUUCCUGAAGCAGCACCCGAGCCUGCGCCCGAGCCUGUACCCGAGCCUGAAUUUGUAGGUCCGGUGCCAGGUUUGGCAGAGGAGCAGCAGCUGCUGUUGUCAGGGGGGGAGGAACCAGGGUUGGGAGGCGGGAUGGGGGGGGAAGGUGGAAUAGUAGUGCUGGGGGUCCAAGGGGGGAGUGAGGGGUUAGAAUCUGGUCAUGGCGAUGAGCUACAAGCAAGGGUGGAGAGAGAGCAGGGAGGGGAAGUACCUCAUACGGUGGAGGGCGCUGAGGCAGGGGCAGGCGCAGAGGCAAUGGCUGGGAUGGUGGAGGUGCAAGAAGGGGUGGCACAGGGAGGGGACGAGAUGAACGUGCAGGUGACGCAACAGGCGGAGCAGGAGGAGCAUGGAGUGGCGUUUGAUCAGGGGAAAGAGGAGGAAACUGCAGCAUGGGAGGAUCGGAAAGAGGAGGAGGUGAAGGAGCAGCAGCAGCAGCAGCAGCAGCAGCAGCAGCAGCAGCAGCAGCAGCAGCAGCAGCAGCAGCAGCAGCAGCAGCAGCAGCAGCAGCAGCAGCAGCAGCAGCAGCAGCAGCAGCAGCAGCAGCAGCAGCAGCAGGAGCAGCAGCAGCAGCAGCAGCAGGAACAGCCAGAAACGGGGCAGCAGUCUGAGCAGCAUGAGCAGCAGCUAGAGCAGCAUAAGGAAGAAGAGGUGGUUGGUGCUGGAGGGGAGGGGAUAAGAGAGGUGGACGGGGGGGAGGAUGGAGCAGCAGAGGAGGGUGGGAGGCAUGAGGGUGCCCCAUUGGUGGGCGGGGAGGAGCAGCAGCAUGUGGGAGACAACAAUGAGAGCGGGCAAGGGGUGGCUGAGACAACCGAGACUGCACAGGGGCAGGAGGGUGGGGGGAUAGUGGAGGCGCAGCAAGAGAAGCCUGAAAAUGAAGCCAAGGAACCAGACGGAUUGGCAGUUGCAGAUGAGGGAGGGGCAGGGAACGAGCAUGAGCAGCACCCGAGUGAUGGGACAGAUCAUGGGGUCUCUGAGCCUUCUCAGCCAGUGGAGGAAGGGACAAAAGAGCAAGGAGAGGGUCUGAAGGCUGCAGCGGGCUAUGCUGUUGGUGCGGGAGUAGGUGCAGAGCCUCCCCUAGAAGCAGCAGCUGCAGCGGCGGCGGCAGCAGAGGGGGAGGAAACAGAGAUGGUAGAUGCUAGUGCAGCUGAAGGAUCAGCAGGUGAAAAGGAGAAGCAAAGGAGGGGUGAGACUGAUUUAGCAGGUAGAGACAGAGAAGGCUCCAAGGUUGGUGAAGAAAGCACGGAGGUUGGUGUAGGUGCAGCAGGAACGGAGGGGCAAGGGGGAAUCAAGGAUGGUUCAGUUGCAGGCACAGCUGUGAUGGCACCAACGAGUAUCGGUGAAGCCAUAGCUGGGGAUGUACCUGCUGAGGCCUGUAAAGGUGCUGAGGCUGCGCCAGUGGCUGAUGAACAUGCAACACCAGUGGAGGGUGCUGCAGGGGAGGGCGUUACUGGAGAGGUUACCACUAAGGAGGGUGUUGCUGUGGAGAGUGGUGCAGGGGAGGGUGCUGUAGAAGCAACGGAGGGGAAAGAGGUGGCAGGGCCAGAGGCCGCAGGUGGGAUACCGUCGGUGUACGCCGCCCACUUACGUCGUAAUUACCUCCCUUCCGGCCGUCGUGGUGUGCAGGAUUCCCCCAUGAAGCUGGCGAUUGUGGAGAAGGUGGUCGGCCGCACGGGGUCCCGCGGUCAAGUCACGCAAGUGCGCGUGAAGUUCAUCGAUGAGGACCGCUACAUCAUGAGGAACGUCAAGGGCCCCGUGCGCGUAGGUGUGUGA
Molecule: messenger RNA, 3411 nt
Organism: Closterium sp. NIES-65
Lineage: Eukaryota; Viridiplantae; Streptophyta; Zygnematophyceae; Desmidiales; Closteriaceae
Source: the annotation of a GenBank genome assembly